Diuraphis noxia (Russian wheat aphid) is the source of this 895-nucleotide messenger RNA. RefSeq names its product ras-related protein Rap-2b-like. NCBI's taxonomy places the organism in Eukaryota, Metazoa, Arthropoda, Insecta, Hemiptera, Aphididae. The record is from RefSeq and is a predicted model, not a curated record. Gene Ontology annotation, molecular function: GTPase activity; GTP binding.
AUGCAGCUGCAGUACUUGCUAACCCGUCUGGGUUCCAUACAUUGCGACUUACCUAAGUUGAACUUGGGCGGUCAUCACCAUCACGACCAGCUGCAACCACCAUCGUCAUCGUCCGACCCGGGUGACGUGACGCGGCACAAGAUCGUGGUGAUGGGCGCUGCACGGGUGGGCAAGUCGUCUUUGAUCACGCAGUUCUUGUACCGAAAGUUCUCGUCCAAGUACAAGCGGACCGUAGAGGAAAUGCACCACGGCCAGUUCACGGUGGACGGCGUAAAAAUCGACCUGGACAUAUUGGACACUUCCGGCGCGUACGAGUUUCCGGCGAUGCGCGCUCUGUCCAUAUCGUCGGCGGACGCUUUCGUGCUGGUCUACUCCGUCACCGAUCCUGAUUCGUUCCAGCAGGCUGCCACCAUCAGGGACCAGAUCAUCGAUAUCAAGCACACGGCAGACGUGCCGAUCGUGGUGGUUGGCAACAAGCUGGACUUGGCCAAUUCCGACCGGAAGGUGCCAUACGAGGAGACUUCGUGUCUGGUGGAAGUGGACUGGGAAAACGGUUUCGUGGAGACGUCUGCAAAGGACAACAUAAACGUGGGCGAAGUGUUCAAGGAACUAUUGAACCAGGCGAAGAUCAAGUACGACCUGGGCCCGUCGUUGCGGCGGAACUCGGCGCGAAGACAGUCGUUGCCGUCCGGCGGCGGUUCGGGCCAGGGGUCGAUGGUGCCCACGCCGGCGCAACUUGCUCACCUGCAGAAAAAGGCGAGCGGCAAAGAUGACAGCGGUGGAGGCGGCGGUGGAGGUGGCGGCGGGAGAUCGAAGCGCAACUCGUGUUCGAUAUCAUAACAAGGAAAAAUGUUAUUUAAAAAAAAAAAAAAAAAACAUCUAACGGAAAAAAAUU